AUGACGAUUACAAUAUUCAGCGAAAAGCUUAAUCGACUUCUCAUCAAAAAAAGCAGGGUCAACUUGAGAAAGCUGAUCCCAAAUGCUACUAACCAGAGAAAUGAUCUUACAGUGAGUACUUUCUCUUUCAUCAAGGGCCUCAUCAAACUCCUCUGCGGAUUGCUUGUUGCAGCUGGGACAUUGGAUGGGAUCAUCGAUACUGUAUCUGCUACUCACCCCCUUUUAGCCUUGAUUAGUUUGUUGAAGCCUCAUGGAAAGAUGGUACUGGUUGGUGCUCCAGCACAGCCACUCGAGUUGCCCGUGUUUCCCUUGAUUUCAGGUAGAAAGAUAAUAGCUGGCAGUGGAGUAGGAGGUAUGAAAGAGACCCAAGAGAUGAUUGAUUUUGCAGCAAAACACAACAUAUUACCAGAUGUGGAGAUCAUUCCCAUUGAUUAUAUCAAUACUGCGAUGGACCGCCUAGCGAAAUCUGAUGUUAAAUACCGGUUUGUUAUUGACAUUGCAAAAUCAUUGAAGGCGGAGUAAAACCAGCAUCAGAGUUUCAUUUAGUUUGGCUUCAUUAGGAAAUUAUGUGCUAUUGUCUAGGCAAGAAGAAUGCCAGGAAUUUAUUCUUGUGGCCUGUUUUAUUUGUCGUUUAUCAUUAUACUAUUUUGUGAUAAUGUGGGAUACUUAAAAGUAGCGUGAUUUUGGGUAUGUGCUGUAUGCAUAAUACUCCAUGAUUGUGGUUUGCAUGAAGCCGUAUCUUCUAAGAUUUUCAGUUCGGCCGCUUUAUUGA
Messenger RNA from Olea europaea var. sylvestris, 772 nucleotides. Its product is annotated as geraniol dehydrogenase 1-like. The transcript has 4 exons. Gene Ontology annotation, biological process: lignin biosynthetic process. Gene Ontology annotation, molecular function: cinnamyl-alcohol dehydrogenase activity. NCBI's taxonomy places the organism in Eukaryota, Viridiplantae, Streptophyta, Magnoliopsida, Lamiales, Oleaceae. The record is from RefSeq and is a predicted model, not a curated record. Bases 1 to 522 code for a protein of 173 amino acids.